AUGUCAUCAACAGUUAGGGAUCACAGGAUGAUUCGCCGAAUGACAAGCCUUCCACGAAGCUUAAUGAGCUUCGUGGGAAUAGGAAGAAGAAGAAGAAAUCAAAAUGUGAAUUUUUCGAUGCAACAACCUCUAGGCUCUCCACAACCACAAGAUUUUUUAGCAACUUCAGAAGAGUGGACUUUUCUAGACAGCUUUGAGCAACAAUAUGGCUCCAAACAUCCUUUCUUUUAUGCUUGUCGUUUUGUCGAAGCUAUGAAGUUAGCAGAACAAGAUCAAAAGUUUGUGUUCGUGUAUCUUCAUUCACCGGAUCACCCUUUUGCAAACGUGUUCUGUAAGGAAACGCUGUGUUCGGAGCUAGUGAUUCAGUUUCUUGAUGUGAAUUUUGUUUGUUGGGGCGCACUUGCAGAUAGAGGAGAGGGCUUGCAAAUGGCUUCAACAUUGAGACCUUCUAGCUUUCCUUGUUGUGCUGUCAUAACCCCUGCUCAUAGUGGUAGCAUAAUGGUGCUGCAACAGCUAGAGGGACCACUCUCACCAGCAGAGCUAGUGGAGAUUCUACAAACAACAUUGGAAGAACAAGGGUUGGCUUUUGGUGGUGCUAAAGCUAAGCGAGAUGAAAAGAUUCGAGCAGAUCGUAGGCUCAGAGAAGAACAAGAUGCUGCAUAUCUUAAGGCUUUGCAAAUUGACAAGGAAAAAGAAAAGCUCAGAAGCUUACCCUCGAAAGAGAGAGUUCAGAAGUCAGUGGAAACUCAGAACACCAGAAGUUAUGGGAAGUUAAACAUCAAUCCCAUCAAUGUCAGUAAAUCUCAUAAUCAAAACAAAACAGGAAAUGAACCAACUGGUGAGAAAAAAGACAAGGGAAUUGCAGGUAGGGGGAAAGAUACUCAAGUUGCACAGAUACUGAUAAGGUUUCCAAAUGGGGAAAGAAGAGAACAUAGUUUCCUAUGCGCUGACAAAAUUCAGACCAUUUUCUCAUAUGUUGAUUCAUUAGGUUUGUCAGGACUUAGGAACUAUAGACUGGUAUCAAAUUUUCCUAAAAGAGUUUAUGGUGUUGAUCAAAUGAGAAUGACUCUCAAAGAUGCUGGUUUGUAUCCUAAAGCUAGUUUGUUUUUGGAGCCUUUGUGA
Messenger RNA from Lathyrus sativus (Indian pea), 1122 nucleotides. The record is from the annotation of a GenBank genome assembly. Lineage: Eukaryota; Viridiplantae; Streptophyta; Magnoliopsida; Fabales; Fabaceae.